AUGGCUAAAACAUUAUCUACUAUGCACCUUCCUAUUGGUGAGGAAGCGCCUUCCUUCAUCUUGCCUUCCACUAACGGUUAUGGUGAAGUUAAUCUCAAGGAUCUUAAUGCAGAAGGAUAUUUAAUUGCCUUUUGGUGUAAUCAUUGCCCUUUUGUCAAACACAUCGCUACUGCUUUUGUAGAAAUGAUUAAACAUUAUCAACAAAAGGGGAUCGAAGUAAUAGUGAUCAGUAGCAAUGAUGUUUCGGAGUAUCCAGAAGAUCGCCCUGAAAAAAUGACUGAAGCUGCUCAGUAUUGGGGAUUUACAUUCCCUUACCUUUAUGAUGAAAGUCAGGAUAUUGCUAAAAAGUAUUAUGCCGCAUGCACUCCUGAUUUUUUCUUAUUCGAUAAAGAUAAGAAACUAUUCUAUCGAGGACAGAUGGAUUCCAGCCGUCCAGGUAAUGACCGACCAUCUACUGGAUCAGAUUUAAAGCAGGCGAUUGAUCAUCUGCUUGCUAAAAAACCAUUAUUAGAGAAAUUCACCCCCAGUAUGGGGUGCAACAUCAAAUGGAAAAAAGGGAAUGAACCGAAGUUCUAA
This is a messenger RNA of Ylistrum balloti, 576 nucleotides long. Its product is annotated as thiol-disulfide oxidoreductase ResA-like. NCBI's taxonomy places the organism in Eukaryota, Metazoa, Mollusca, Bivalvia, Pectinida, Pectinidae. The transcript has a single exon. Bases 1 to 576 code for a protein of 191 amino acids. Gene Ontology annotation, molecular function: antioxidant activity; oxidoreductase activity. The record is from RefSeq and is a predicted model, not a curated record.